Molecule: messenger RNA, 351 nt
Organism: Leptosia nina
Lineage: Eukaryota; Metazoa; Arthropoda; Insecta; Lepidoptera; Pieridae
Source: the annotation of a GenBank genome assembly
AUGGAAAUGUCGUCAAUACUACCUGCGUCGAGCUUUUUAGGAGCAGCAUACAUAGGAGUAACAGGAGGACUAGUACUUUCAGCUUCAACUUUACCAUUUAAAAAUAUAAUAGGACAUUUGUAUAUAAGUGAAGAUAAUAAAUUAAUUAAGAUUUCAUCUAUCGAUUUCUAUGGUAAUAGAGUUGACAGAACAAUUAAAUCAGAAGAAUGGAUACCUUUGUUGGAAAUGAAACCGAAAACUAGUGAUGCAUUUUAUUUAUCACCCCAACUUACUGAUGGCACCAAAUAUAAACUUCUAGUCAAAUUUGGUAAAGUUAUAAAUUCCAAAAAGAUUGGAGAAGUUUUGGAAUAA